AUGCGCUAUGUCGAAUCAGACAAAGGUUCAUAUGAAAAACACAAGAAUGAGAUAGUACAUAAUUCUCAAAAGGCUGAUAUUUAUAUUAGCUGGUGCAAUUCAAUUAAAUCACAAUAUGAAAGUGACAAAAUCGAUAAUGCAGAUCAUAAUUGCGCAAUUAUUAUGGCAUAUUUAAAUUAUAUAGCUCCAUAUCGUAAAUCAAUAUAUGAUGAUAGUAGAUGUAGAUAUUUGUAUUAUUGGAUAUACCACAGUUUAUUAAAGAAUAAUAAAAAUUAUGAUGUGGCGUUUAAUUGGUACAGUAUCAUCCUAACAGGAUAUUUCCAUAUGGAUUCAGAUGAUCCACAUGCAUGCCGAAAUUAUAAGGAGGAAAGUGAAAAAAUAAUACUUGAAAAAUCGGCUAAACUAAUAGAACUCUAUGAGACCUUUAAUAAUGAUAACAAAGCAUUCACCUGUGAUUGCGCAAAAAAAUGUUCAGAGUUAUAUAUUAAGUAUGUACAAGAAUGUCCUAAUGAUAAUGACUAUGAUUUCUGUAGAAAACUAGAGGAUUUUAAAAAUAAAUAUGAGGGUCGUAUGGUAUCAUUUGCUAAAUGUACAGAUGUUCCAAAUAAAUUACCCCCAGCUUUAAAAAAUAAUAUUCAUAUUGUUAUAAUAAUUCCAAUGAUUACACUAACAGCAUUGUCCUUUUUUUUAUUUGCACUGUACAAGGUUAAAUUAUUUUAUUUAUCGAUUAAUAAUAAAAAUUACAUUUAUUAUCACAUAUUUUAUAAAAAUUAUAAUUAUAAACAUUAUACUUUUAUGGUUCAUAUUAUUUACCUGAACAAUAGUUUACUCCAAUUGGAUCACGAAUAA
Plasmodium cynomolgi strain B is the source of this 849-nucleotide messenger RNA. RefSeq lists its product as hypothetical. NCBI's taxonomy places the organism in Eukaryota, Apicomplexa, Aconoidasida, Haemosporida, Plasmodiidae. The coding region runs from base 1 to 849 and encodes 282 amino acids. The record is from RefSeq and is a predicted model, not a curated record. The transcript has 2 exons.